UUUUCAUAUUAGAAAAACGAGGGUUCUUCAAUGGGUAACGGGGAUGUUUAUUCUACUCUUGCUAAUAGGACACUGGAUACAUUGAGAUUAAAUAAAGGGAGGGUCUGAGAAGGAGUACGAAAACAAAAACUCUUAGAUGGGAACAUCUGUAGGGCCGAUGAUUUGUGGAUUUGGUCUCAACGGAAAAAGCGGGAGGGAGUGUGACAGAGAUGACGAAGGAGUUGGUUUACUGCUGUGGCACCAGCGCUUCUCAUUAUUGAUUGGAUAUAAAGAUUGUAGAUAUUCCUCAGAUAUCUGGAUUCUGACACUCAACUCAACGUCUUCAAGCCUUGUCGUGAUAAAGCACUUUAGGUGCACAUUUUUGCAAGUAAUAUGUUAUUUCCUGCUCUGCUGGCGCUGUCUUCAGUGGUAGGUUCAAAAGAGUGCCCUCACCACGAACACUCGGAUUUAGUGGACUGUCGAGCGCGCGGGUUCCUCCAAGUGCCCCAUGGCCUGUCCCAUGGCACCUGGCUGCUGGACCUGGGUGGCAACUUGAUGAUGGAAGUGCCUUUGCGGGACUUUGGUCACUGCGUGUCCUGGUGCUGUCUGAUAGUGUAAUCCAGCUGCUGCAGCCCGAGUUAACACAUGCGAAACCCAUAUAAUGUCAUAUACUCAUAGGGGACCUACUGUGUACAUUUUUGUUCUAGCCCAACACUAGUAAUGGAUUGAGAAACACUGUGAUAGCCUAUGCAUUAGUGGCAUAGUUUAGCAUAAGGAUUUGAUGGUGGAUAUGAGGGUUUGAUGCCAAUGAUUACUUUUUCAUGUUCAUAAUUUAUUGUACCCUCCUCCGCUCCCAGGCCUUCUACUCCCUCUCAUUUCUGGAGAAGCUGGACAUGAGCCUUAACAAGCUGCUCCGGCUACCGCCGGACUUCUCCCACAGUCUGUCCUCAGUCCGGGAGCUCCGGCUGGAACACAGCACCCUUGAGCGGCUGGAAGUCUCCAGCCUGGAGCACCUGGAGAGCCUGGAGAAGCUGGAUCUCAGCCACAACCAUAUCACCUUCCUCCAGCCAGGAGCCUGUCUCGACUGCGCCACCUCUACCUCCAUGCCAACCAGCUGGGAGCUGUGCGCCAUGGUUCCCUGUCCAUGCUGCCCGUCCUGAAGGCCCUGCAGCUGGGCCAGAACAACAUCACUCACAUCGACACGGAGGCUCUGGCUCCCCUGCACAGCCUCACCCUGCUGGGCCUGGAGGGAAACCAGCUGCAGCACCUUAAGUUCAAGACCUUCCUGAGCCUCCACACGGCCGGCACCCACCUGCAGCUAGCUGGCAACCCAUGGAACUGCGACUGCGACCUGCACCGGGUCUUCAGCAAGCUGCUGAGUGUACUCCACUUGCACGUUGAUGACUACCACAACGUGACAUGCCACAAGCCUCUGCAGCUGGCGGGUGCCUCGCUGGCGUGGGUGGACAGUCAGUUGUGCAUGGCAGAGAUGGCCACCGUGCUGGUCAUCACUGUGACGGUGCUGGUUACCGUGUUGGCAGCUGUGGUUAUGGCUGAGCACACCCGCAAGAAGAACCAACAUGCCAAGAGCUGGGACGCUGAGUCGCAGUCCCAGGAAAGGUGACUGUCAUGGGGGAGGGACACUGAGUGAGUGUGUAAUCAGUUCGGUAGAUGCAUUUUCCCUCACUGAUCUAGGAUCAUAUUUCACACCAUGCUUCCUGGGUUUUUAUUUUUGAAGAUUUCCCAUCUGCAGCAAACUGACUGUGAGGGUUCAUAACACACCUCAGGCUCAGAAUGCUCUUUAACAUUCAGUUGAACUUGUUGGAGGCAUUCAUUCUCUCUUCUACUUCAUCAUGGUCAUAAUGCAUGACCCAAUCUGGUUCCAAGAGUCUGAGAAACAAUAUUUUAGUGUAUGAGCAGUUUUGUAUGAUGUAUCUAGAAGUCUGUGACUUGUGUAACUGGAGGACGUGGACAUUAUUUUUCAGUGUAUCAUUUAAGACCUACCUGAAGUGUUUGACUGCUUACAAUUUAUCCUGUUAAUUUAUUUCUUGAAACACCAGUACAGUGUUUGUCUUUUUCUGUUCAACAUUUUCUCUUCAAUGUCUAUUCCAUUUCUGCACACUGUUGAGAAAAAACGAGUCAUGUUUCAAAUAUAGGACCUAUUACAGUAGUUAUUUUUGUUUUCAUGAAUGAUGAUGAUGAUUAUCUUCGAACACAUGGAUAUGUUUGAUAGGGAAUUUAUUGUAUACAGAUGGUAAUAAAGUAUGAUUCUUUUUUUUU
This is a messenger RNA of Oncorhynchus keta (chum salmon), 2259 nucleotides long. RefSeq names its product leucine-rich repeat-containing protein 17-like. The record is from RefSeq and is a predicted model, not a curated record. Bases 1124 to 1603 code for a protein of 159 amino acids. NCBI's taxonomy places the organism in Eukaryota, Metazoa, Chordata, Actinopteri, Salmoniformes, Salmonidae. Gene Ontology annotation, cellular component: extracellular matrix. The transcript has 2 exons. Gene Ontology annotation, molecular function: protein binding.